This is a messenger RNA of Vicia villosa (hairy vetch), 1158 nucleotides long. RefSeq lists its product as uncharacterized. The record is from RefSeq and is a predicted model, not a curated record. The transcript has 3 exons. NCBI's taxonomy places the organism in Eukaryota, Viridiplantae, Streptophyta, Magnoliopsida, Fabales, Fabaceae. The coding region runs from base 1 to 1158 and encodes 385 amino acids. Gene Ontology annotation, molecular function: zinc ion binding; nucleic acid binding.
AUGGCUGGAAGGAACGAUGCUGCAAUUGUUGCUGCUUUGGAGGCGAUGGCUCAAGCUUUGGAACAUCAUCCGAAUGCUGGUGAGAAUGUUGCGUCUCACAAUUUGGCUACCUUCCAAAGAGAGAAUCCACCUGUCUUCAAGGGCACUCAUGAUCCUGAUGGCGCAUUGACAUGGCUAAAGGAGACCGAGAGAAUCUUCCGUUUGAUGGAUUUUACUAUAGAUCAAAAGGUUUGGUAUGGGACUCAUAUGCUAGCAGUUGAGGCUGAUGACUGGUGGCUAGAGACUCGUCAAAGGUUGGAGGCUAAUGGUGAUGAGAUCACUUGGGUUGUGUUCCGUAGGGAGUUCUUGAGGAAGUACUUUCCGGAGGAUGUUUGUGGCAAGAAGGAAAUCGAGUUCCUUGAGUUGAGACAAGGGAAUAAGUCGGUUGUUGAGUAUGCUGCUAAUUGUUUGAUCUAUGAGGAGGAUAACAAUGCUCAUUAUCGGGUUAUUAGUGAGAAGCAGGGAAAGAGUCAAAAAGGUCGUGGCAAGCCUUAUGGUGCUCAAGUUGGCAAGGGUAAGCAGAAAGCUACUGAGGGUAAAAGGACUAGUGGGGUAGAUGCUCCAGCUGGUAUUGUGUGUUUCAAGUGUGGCAAAGUUUGUCAUAAGAGUAAUGUGUGUAUUGUUGAUGCCAUGAGGUAUUUUCGUUGUGGUGAGCUCAGACAUGUGGCACUUGCGUGCAACCAUAAGCAGAUGGUCUGCUUCAACUGUGGUGAAGAGGGACACAUUGGAAGUAAGUGUCAGAAACCCAAGAAGGAGCAAGCUAGUGGAAAGGUGUUCGCCUUGUUGGGAAUUCAGACCACUAGUGAAGAUGCACUAAUCAAAGAUGAAGGUGUUGAGUUGUUGUUGGCUAGACAGAUGCGCAUGUUAAUGAAGGAAGAAGUGCAAGUGUUUGCAUUGGUUGCAUCAAUGUCUGUUGAGAAUCAAGCGAUAAUAGAAGAGUUGAAGGUGGUGCGUGAAUUUCCUGAAGUAUUCCCUGAUGAAAUUCCUGAUGUAUCGCCAGAGAGAGAAGUUGAAUUUUCUAUUGAUCUUGUACCUGGUACUAGACCUGUGUCUGGCACUGUACACGAUGUCCGCACCAGAAUUGUCGAAAUUGAAGAAGCAACAAGAAGAAUUUCUUGA